This is a messenger RNA of Solanum lycopersicum (tomato), 1805 nucleotides long. Lineage: Eukaryota; Viridiplantae; Streptophyta; Magnoliopsida; Solanales; Solanaceae. The record is from RefSeq and is a predicted model, not a curated record.
UUAUAUAUAGUGUGCCUAAUGCUUUCUUUAUUCUACUACUAGUAAUAGUAAUAGUAAUAGUAAAUGUAUUUUGUUGAAGUGCAGGCAAAAUGGGAAGAUCAAAAAUCAAAGUGGAACUUAUUCAAGAUCACAAGAAGAGGAUGAACACUUCUGUAAAACGGAAGGCUAGCUUAGUCAAGAAAAUUUCAGAACUCUCAAUACUUUGCGACAUCAAAGCCUGCAUGAUCAUAUAUGAUGAAGGAAAUAGUAAUUGUGAAAUGUGGCCAAAUGAAGUUAAAGAGCUAAUAAAUGUCUACAAAGAUCAACCAUUUGAAGGACGAACCAAAAGGGGUAAGACAUUGUCCAACUAUUUCAAAGAUGAGAUCAAAGUAGAAAAGGAUCUGGAUUCAAGAUUUGACUAUUUCGAGAAUGAUGAAAAGAAAAAGGCUGAUGCAAUCAAUGUAGAAAAGUAUCCGACUUGGGAUUCAAGAUUUGACUAUUUAUCUCAAAAAGAAAUACAAAAUCUUGUUGGUGUUAUCUCAAAAAGGAUGGAGAAUGCAAAAGGAAGAAUAGAAUUGUUGAAGAGCAUGAAUGGAAGUUGCUCACUUUCUCACCGACAACAAAUAUGGGACUACAACAACUUGAUGAACCAAACAUCUCCAUGGCCUAUUUCUGAUCAUGUGAAUUCUUUCAACAACUUUUUUCAAUCAAAUAUUGGUGUGAAUUCAAUGAUGGAGUCAGAAAACUGGUUGGCAAAUGAUGAAAUUGGUUCAAGUUUGGCAAUGCAUCCUAUGGGGAAUAAUUAUGGGAUUAUUGAUUCAAGUACGACAAUGAUGCAGCCUAUGGGGAAUAACGAAAUUGGUUCAAGUUCAACAAUGCAGCAGCCUAUGUUUCAGUACCCUUUCAUGUACAAUGGCUCUACCCAUGUCAUUGGUUCAAGUUCGACAAUGCAGCCUCCUAUGGGUCAGUACCCUUUCACAAACAAUGACGACUCUACUGGGGAUAUUGGUUCAAGUUCAAUGCAGCCUAUCGGGAAUAAUAAUGAGAUUGGACCCAUGGACAAUGACUCUACUUAUGAUUCCUGUACAUUUUAUUAUUGAUCAUCAAUAUAAUUAAUUUUCUUUUGAAACUGUUGGAUCGAAGAAAACAAAUUAGGAAGUGUUAUUUUUGUUAGAUCAAAUGUGGCUUGUAAUAUUAACUUUUGCGAUGAUACAUAUUAGUUAUAUGUAAUAAGAAUACUCCCUCUAUAUAUUCACUUGCACUUGUUCAUAUUAGCUCUUUAUCAUAGUGUCAUUAGGAAGAGAUGUAAAGCAAACAGAUGAAACAUGGAGUAGUGGUUUCACAGGAUUCAGCGAAUUGUCUUGAUUGUGGAGUAUAAUCAAUGCAAUAGAGAACUUAGGAUUCGAUGCAAAAAAUUAGCCAGAGGAGCGGAGCUUAUUAGAGCCUUUCCUCUAUGUAAAGUGCACUAACUCUAAUAUAAAGGCGUACCGUUUACAUGAUGGGUGUUUUGAUCGUGAAUUAUAAUCAAUGCAAUAGAGAACUUAGGAUCCGCUGCGAAAAAUUAGCCAAAGGAGUGGAGCUUCUUAGAGCCUUUACUCUAUGUAAAGUGCACUAACUCUAAUAUAAAGGCGUACCUGAAAAAAUGUUCAAAAACAAACCUGUAUGGGAAUGGACACAUAUAUUAUGACUGUUUUCAAUUUGAGGAAUUGAAUUGUGCAAAAGGAAGCAAUUUCUCGAAAUAACCCAAAAUAUCGAUCGAUUGUAGUGUAGAGCUGAUUGUUUACUAUAUGACAUAUAUUGAGAAGAAGCUGAUCAUGCAAUGUGCA